CUGCAAAUGUGUCUGUGUUGUCUCUGUGAUUAUAAAACAUUUACUGAUUGAAUCCUAGCUAUCAUAACAGACACAUGGGAUAUAAAACAGUUAAGACUUGUUCAUAAUCCAAAUCAAAAACAUCCAGCAAAUUUAAAAUAAGGAUAAACCAAUUAUCUUCUUGAUUCACACAUUUCUCUUAAUCCAAACAUAAAACAUUCAGUUCUUUUCUAAUAGGAUAAACCAAUUAACUCCCGUAUUCACACCUUUCCUGUUGUUUUCCACAAUUAGGGAUGUCAUUGAGACUAAAAAAGUUGAUUAGGACAAUAUUGGUUCUUUGAUUACAUUGCAUAUGUAAAGAUAAUAAGAACUAUAACAUUGACUCAAUAUGUGGCUAUUAUUGAAAUGUCCAGACAUUUGAUUUCUGAUAAAAUGUUCAGAUUAGACAGGUCAGUUUUUCAAAUCUGGUUGUUCACUGUUCAGAUUAGGAGGUGUUCAGAUUUCAAGGUUUUUUUAACAUGGGAGUCAAUGGGAGGAAAAAAUGGGACCGAAAAAAAGUGUUCAAAUUGGAAGGUGUUCGGAUUAGCCAGGUGUUCAGAUAUACAGGUUUUACUGUAAAUAGCUAUAGGUAUUUACUGAUGUAUUUAUCAGCAGUUAUAAAGGUCAAGGUCACUACAUGCUAUCAGCAAUUCUCUCAAUAAUUUGUUAAUAUUCAACCGAAGGAUUUUUAAAAAAAACCAGUAAAUCAAUGAUUAUCUAAAACUUUCGAGUAGAGAGAUAACUUUAUUGUAAAACCGUUAAACUACAGGAGCUAAUUCAAAUCUUUAAGAGUGUGAAUUAACACAUGGUUUGAUAUAAAAAUUAGAAAGAAUGAGGAGUGCAUCAUCAUCGCAGGAUCUCAGAAUGUCAGUCUGUACGUUAUGCAAUAUGACUUUGAGAAACCCUCGGAUCCUUCCAUGUUUACAUGUAUAUUGUGUAGAAUGUCUAGACAAACUGGUGGUAGGUGAACAAAGAAAUUUAAAAUGCCCAGAAUGUAAGGAGGAACAUGUGAUACCAGAAGGAGGGGUGGAAGGCUUCAAGACUAGUUUCAUACAUGAUGACAUUUCCAGUACACUUUUCCAGACAUAUGAUAAAGAUGGUAAACCUACAUGUUCUAUAUGUGUGACGCAAGAUAAGAAUACUGUAGCGAGAGUUAUGUGUUUAAACUGUGGUAAAGUGUUGUGUGUAAAAUGUAGGCAGUCACAUGAUCGUUUCAUAGGUGACCAUGCUAUACUUAACCUGACUGGGGACAAUACCGCAGAUGAGAAAACUGCUCAGGAGUAUAAUAUGAAUGAACAAAAAGUGAAUUGUCCAAUUCACAAAAAUAGUGUUUUAAAUUGGUUCUGCGAGACUGACAAGACAGUCAUAUGUUCCGAAUGUAUCGCAAUCAACCACAAAGGCCAUGAAUAUGUGGACAUACAUGUGGCGGCAGAAAACAACAAAAAACGCAUAGAUGGUCUACUCCAAAAUGGAGACAAAAUGAUAAGUGUAUUUGACACUGCUAUCAAAGAAGCUGAACAGUACAAAGAAAACAUGCAGGCUACUGCCAAUAACAUAACAGAUGUGCUGACAAAUGAUAUGAAUGCAGCCAUAUUUGCUAUCAGAGAGCGUUACACUGCUGGUAUUGUUAAAGUAGUUGCAAGUAUAGAAGAUUGUACACAGCCAGCUGAAGACCACAUUGAGCAGAUUCAGCACCAGAAAGCCAACAUUGAAAGGACCAUUGACCGACUGCACACCAUAAUGGACAAUGUCAAUGAUGCAGAGCUGGCAAAUAUCACAAGCGAAAUUGACUCUAAAGCAAAGCAGUGGAAGAAAAACCAAACUUUUGUCUUUGAAGGUAAAACUCUUCGUAUCAAUUCAAAACGAGGAGAAAUCAAACAAGACUCAAUAUUAUUGGGCAAGGUCAAUGUCAAGGUCAAUGGUGACCAAUCAAAAACUACAUAUACCUUUAAAGUUCCAAUCAUGCUUAUAGCUGCAUUCUUCAUCAUCUUUGGUAUUGCUAUUAACCAUAGAAUACAAGUAGUUGGCAAAAUGAGAGAACAAAACAGUGAGAACAAUCAUGCAACCAACAAUUAUGAGUUCAGUUCAUAUCUAGAGUACACAUAUAAUUAUAUCCAUAUGCCAGAAAAACAUGAAAGACAAUUUGAUGAGCCCCAACAUAUGAACAGCCAAGGAAAAGCACAUGAUAGCGUUGACUUAGGAUAUUAAAUGUCUUCAUAUCCAUGGUACUUUUGACUAUAAAUAGGGACCAAUUUCAUAAGGGAUUUAUUCACCAGCAUCAAAAUGUUCAAAAAUUUAUGAAUCAUAAUUUAUAAUUAACUUACUUUAAAUUUCAAUGUUGACUGGAAUGCAAGGCCCUGUACAGAGGACUUAUGUGCUUGUAUAGACUGUAUAGGUUUAUUGCCCUGCCUUAAGUCGUAUGUAUAGAUCUUCCCCCGUGUUGAACCAACAGCCAUUGUGACACCAUCUUGGAGAAUAUCUAUUGAGGUCAGGGGGUUUUCAGCAGUCAUACUCUUUACACAACUGCAAAAUAUUAUAUCAGUUUAUAUAACACAGCUGCAAAAUUGUGAUGUCAGUUUAUAUAAUACAGCUGUAAUAUUUUAUGUCAGUUUAUGUAAUA
This is a messenger RNA of Owenia fusiformis, 2638 nucleotides long. The record is from the annotation of a GenBank genome assembly. NCBI's taxonomy places the organism in Eukaryota, Metazoa, Annelida, Polychaeta, Sabellida, Oweniidae.